CUUAAUUGGUCCCUUAAAGACAUUUAUAGUUUCAAAUUGGUCCCUUAAAGAAAAAAAGGGCCAAAUUGGUCCCUUAAAGACCUGCCGUUAAAUAUUUUGGUCCUUUCCGUCCAGAAACUGUUAAUUUUUACAGGUGGCGAACUGGAUGCUUACGUGGCUGCUCACAUGGGUGCUUACAUGGCUGCUUACUAGGUAAAUCAUUGCUUACUAGGUAAAUCAUUUAAUUUUUUAAAAAAAAACUUAAAGUUAAAAGUUAAAAAACAAAAGAGAUAAAAAAGAAAAGUCAGAAAGGAAAAAAAGAAAGAGCUUGCGAUCUCAGAAGCUUGCGAACGGCGAACGGCGAACGGCGAACGGCGAACGACGGCGACGCGAAGGCGAAUCGAAGGAGACAACGAAUCGAAGGUGAAUCGAAGGCUAAUCGAAGGAGACACUACACAUCCAGGUUACAAAUCGAUCCUUUUUAUGUUUAACUUUGUGUUUCUGUGUUUACAAAUCGAAUCGAUUUAGGGUUUUGUAUUUGUUUCUUUUCUGUUUUAGAUUUCGAAUUGUUUUAGAUUGUUAUUGGAAUUUUGUUGUCUUCUUCUUGUUGCUAGUUUAUUUAUGGUUUUAGUGUUUGUUUAUGAUUUAGGGUUCUUAGUUUGUUGUCUUCUUGUUGUUGUGGUCAGUCCGUUUAUUUUGGGUGUUAUUUUAUUAGGUGUGGUGUGUAUUAUUCAUGGAUGAUAGAUUGGAGGUGGUGGUACAUCAUGGGGGGUGGUUUGAAGAGUUUGAUCACAAUGGGUAUGUUGGAGCAGAUGUAAGUUGGUUUGUUGAUGAAGAUUAUUUUUCGUAUUUUGAGUUUGUUGGAGAGAUUAAGAAGAAAUUGAAAUACCCAAGUAUAGAUACAAUGUGGUUUUAUGACCCACAAGAUGUAAAUGAGUUGGUUUUGUUGGAGGAUGAUAUGGAUGCAAAUAGAAUGAAAAAUAUAGCACGAAUGGAUGGAAGAGUCCACCUGUAUCUUAUGCAUCCAAUGGCUGAGCCUGAAUUCAUUGAAGCGAUUGAAUAUGGGCCUAUUGAGGGGGUAAAUGAAAAUGGGUCUGCUGAGGGAGUAAAUGAAAAUGGGCCUGCUGAGGGAGUAAAUGAAAAUGGGCCUGCUGAGGGAGUAAAUGAAAAUGGGCCUGCUGAGGGAGUAAAAGAAAAUGGGCCUGUUGAGGGAGUAAAUGAAUAUGGUCCAACUGAUGACUUAAAUGAUAAUGGGCCAAGUGAGGGAGUCAAUGAAACUGGCCCAACUGGCCCUACUGAGGGAGAUAAGGUUGGCCCAACUGCUGAAAAAGGGAAAGGUGUGAGAAUUGAUGAUGAUGUUAUUGAUGAUUUAUUAAAUGAAGUUGAGUAUGAUGAAGACAGUGAAGAUAGUGCCCUGGGAAUACACUUUGAUGAUUCAGAAGAAGAUUGUUUGCUUGAAGAUAACUUUGACACUGUUGCGGAUGAGACUGUUGUGGAUGAGACUGUUGUGGAUGAAAAUGUUGUUGAUGAACCUGUGACCAAGGGAAAGGGAAAGAAAGGUAAGAAAGUGAGGCAAGAGUGUAAUGUUAGCAAACCAACAAGCAAGAAGGGAAGACCAAAAAAGAAGAAUAAUAACUCUAAUAUAUAUACUGUUGUUCAAGGUGCACAACAAACUGCACAAGGUGAUGAGUUAUUUGAAGAAGAUGUUGGGAAUAUUGACAAGAGUAAAUAUAAAGCCUUUGUUGGAGGAUUGAGUGAUAUUGAGGAUUAUAAUAGUGAGGAGCUAGAUAGUGGAAGUGAUAGUGACAUUGAGAAUGAAGUUGAGGAUAGUGAGGAUGAAGAUGAGCAUGACACAGAAUGGCCUAGUAAUUACAAAUUGCCAACCUUUAAGAUGCCAUCAUCAAUGAGAGAUUAUAAGUGGGAGUCUGGAAUGUACUUUGCUUGUAAACAAGAGUUUCAAGAAGCAAUAAGAUGUUAUGCAAUCCAGUCUCAAAGAGCUAUUAAAUAUAAGAAGAAUGACAAGAAGAGGAUAAGGCUGAUUUGUAAAAGUGGUUGUGUAUGGAAUGCCUACUGUUCACAUAUGCCAGGGCAAGAAACUUGGCAAUUGAUGUUUGUUAAAGAUGAGCAUAAGUGUAAUAGGGAACCUAAGGUCAAAAUGCUUAGUGCCAAAUGGUUGGGAAAAAGAUUACAUAAGAAGGUUAAAGAGAAUCCCAAUUUGAAAUUGAUUGAUAUUAUGGAGAAAACACAACAAAAAUGGAAUUUAAAGAUAUCUAAGAACAAAGCAUCUAAAGCCAGGGGUAUUGCUUUUGAUUUAGUAGAUGGGUCAUUUAGAGAACAAUACACUAGGUUUUAUGACUACUCCCAUGAGUUACUAAGAUCAAACCGUGGUUCAACAGUUAUAGUCACUACUACACCAUUUCAAGGUGAUGAGGCUGACUUGGAACAUCCUGAAAGGCCUUUGUGUCCACAUUUCCAAAGGGCUUACAUUUGUUUUAAGGGAUGUAAGGAAAGUUUUUUAAUUUGUAGGCCAAUAAUUGGUUUAGAUGGGGCAUUUCUUAAAGGAUAUUAUGGUGGUCAGAUACUAGCUGCAAUUGGAAGAGACCCUAAUGAUCAAAUGCUACCCAUUGCAAUUGCUGUGGUUGAGGGUGAAACAAAAGAGACUUGGAAAUGGUUUUUGGAGUUGUUAACCAAUGACUUAGGAGGCACAAGAGCUUGUUCUUUAAUCACUUUCAUAAGUGACCAACAAAAGGGACUACUUCCAGCAAUGGAUGAGUUACUUCCAGGUGUUGCCCACAGAUUUUGUGUCAGACACUUGUACAACAAUUUCAAAAAGAAAUUUCCUGGAAAGAAAUUAAAGGAAUUGAUGUGGAAGGCUGCAAAUGCAACUUAUGUUAAUGCAUGGCAUAGGGAGAUGCAAGAGAUCAAGACUAUAAAUAUUGAGGCAUUCAAGCAUUUAAUCAAAAUACCACCAAGACAUUGGAGCAAAUCAUAUUUCACACCUGAGGCAAAAUGUGACACAUUGGUCAACAACAUGUCUGAAGCUUUCAACUCAGUGAUUGUUGGUGCAAGAGCCAAGCCUAUAGUGACAAUGCUUGAAGAAAUUAGAGUGUAUAUGAUGGAGAGAUGGGAAACCAAUAGACAAAAAAUUGGGAGAUAUGUUGAAAGCAUCCUACCAAACAUAAAAAAGAAGCUUGAAAGAGAGACAUCAUUCAGCAACAAUUGGAUGGUCAGGCCUGCUGGUUAUGAAUUGUUUGAAGUUAGGCACAUUUCAGCUAGUGGUGACCAUGAAGAGAGCUUUUCAUGGAAUUGUUUGUGGUAAUUGUAAAAGACCUGGUCACAACAAACAAACUUGCAAACAACCACCACCACCACCACCACCACCAC
This is a messenger RNA of Trifolium pratense (red clover), 3363 nucleotides long. RefSeq lists its product as uncharacterized. The coding region runs from base 713 to 3298 and encodes 861 amino acids. The record is from RefSeq and is a predicted model, not a curated record. The transcript has 4 exons. Lineage: Eukaryota; Viridiplantae; Streptophyta; Magnoliopsida; Fabales; Fabaceae.